AAUAAAAAAAACAUUCACAUCGCCAAAUAACAAAAUGAAUCAUUUCACAAAGUUAUUUGCAAUUUUUCUGGUGUUUAUCCAAAUCCAAAUAGCCUUGUCUCAAUCACUUGAACAGAAGGUAUGCCAACAAAACCGUUAUAAGGCACUAUGCUUCUCCACUCUAAAUAAUAAUCCUAGAAGCAAAACCUCAAAUCUCCAUGGGCUUGCGUCGAUCGCCUUCGACGCGACGAUAAAGACAUUCAACGAUAUGGAACAAUUUCUUAUCAUUGUUUUAAAUCUCGUCAGUCGCAGUGAAGACUCUAAGAAAUACAGAUCUUGCGUCGAGGAUUACGGUGCAGCGAUUAAUAAUAUUUUACCAGCAGUAGUAGCCGAUUUAAAAGCCAAGAAAUAUCCUGAAGCUAUGUCUCAAAUGAAAGAGGUUCUGGUGAAGCAGGGUGAUUGUGACAAGCAGUUCGCUGGACCCGAUACCUCCGCGAAGAAGACGGAGUUGAUGAGCUUUACCAAAGUAGUUCAUGAUACAGCUGAUAUGACCAUUGAUAUUAUCAAAAUGUUGUCUACUAAUUAAACUUUUAAAAAU
This is a messenger RNA of Capsella rubella, 577 nucleotides long. RefSeq lists its product as uncharacterized. NCBI's taxonomy places the organism in Eukaryota, Viridiplantae, Streptophyta, Magnoliopsida, Brassicales, Brassicaceae. Gene Ontology annotation, molecular function: enzyme inhibitor activity. The record is from RefSeq and is a predicted model, not a curated record. Bases 35 to 565 code for a protein of 176 amino acids. The transcript is spliced from 2 exons.